Mya arenaria is the source of this 2019-nucleotide messenger RNA. RefSeq names its product FMRFamide-activated amiloride-sensitive sodium channel-like. Gene Ontology annotation, molecular function: ligand-gated sodium channel activity. The record is from RefSeq and is a predicted model, not a curated record. The transcript has 13 exons. Gene Ontology annotation, biological process: sodium ion transmembrane transport. Bases 1 to 2019 code for a protein of 672 amino acids. Gene Ontology annotation, cellular component: membrane. Lineage: Eukaryota; Metazoa; Mollusca; Bivalvia; Myida; Myidae.
AUGGAACGACCUCUUCCAAGGACGGGAUCCAGCGCAUCCCUUGAUUCGACCGGAAAAAGGAAGAGCUUCCGGCGUCUUAUGACGCGGUUUGCGGAGAAGACGUCAAUGGUUGGCGUGCCGUAUAUCAAUACAGCGAGGUUUUGGUGGGCAAAGGUGAUCUGGAGUGUGCUGCUGGUCUGCGCUAUCACGGCCAUGGUUCUCCACCUAUGGUAUCUGUUUGACCAGUGGUAUGGCUGGCCGAAGACAACAAAUGUUGCCCUUGGCUUUUCCCCUUUACGUUUUCCCCAGGUAACCAUUUGUAAUACCAACACUCUCCAUAAAGGCAGAUUGGAUCAUUUCAGUGGUGGUGGGCCACUAAAAAGACUGAUACGUGAUUUAGAACCGGAGAAUUUAGUUCCUGGCCAAUUCACAGACGAUUAUGAUCCGUCAACCGGCAAUCCAACAAAUGUACGUCGUAAACGGUUCGUAAACGAGUACGAAAGUCUGAACAUAACCGAAUAUGAUCAGGAAUACUUUGACGUUCACGAGUUUGACAACGAAGAGAACCCAGACGCGUUCAACGGCACUGUGGACACGGCGUCAGUGCUCCAAGAUCUCUUCAGGAGUCUGUUCAUGGAUAUGGCUAGGAUAAACCGAGAACGCCUUGGACAUCAGAUAUCGGACAUGUUGCUAAGCUGCACAUUCAACGGGCGAACGUGUACUUCGGAAAUGUUCAAGCUGCACCAGACGUCGGAGUACGGAAAUUGUUGGAUUCUAAACGAGGAGCGGUUCGAGGUUUCCCGCGCAGGCCCUGCAGGGGGCCUAUCCUUGGUGCUUUUCCUGGAGUCCAAUGAGUACCUCAAGGGAAUUACGACCGGAUAUGGGGUCCGCGUGCAGGUGCAGAAGCCCGACGCCAUGCCAUUUCCAGCGCAGGAGGGGCUCUAUGUCGCUUCAUCGUUCGAGACGGACAUCGCGCUAAAAUUGUUGGCUAUUGAACGGUUGGGCGGAAACUAUGGCGAAUGCAAUGAAGGAGCUGAGUUUUUGAAGAUGUACAAACGGACAUAUUCUCGCAGGGCCUGUCAGGCUUUCUGUCUGAGUUCUCAAAUCAUCCGCAACUGUGGUUGUUUUGAUGCGAGAGACGAGGAAUUUGCUAUGACGCGAAUAAAUGAGAGCCUUAAAGUUUGCCGAAACAGAACAGAGUUACGUUGCGUCACCAACACUACCCGAAAAUAUGACACCGGGGCGACAUCGUGUUCCUGCUUUAACCCCUGCAAAGAAACUGAGUACACGAAAACUUUGAGUCAAAGACAAUGGCCUACAAAUGAGUAUGCAAGAGUGUUGCUACAGGGCGUGUGUAACCGUGACAAGGCCGUGUGUGCCAAACUCCGAGAACACGUCAACGAUCUCUGGAUCAUCAACAAUAACUUUCUGAAGGUGAAUAUCUACUACGAGGACCUUAAUUUCAACAACGUGACAGAGGAACCGCAGAUCGAGAUUCAACAGUUUUUGUCUGACGUUGGCGGUGCGUUCGGCCUUUGGAUUGGACUCUCUAUUCUCAGUUUUCUCGAAGUUGUUCAACUACUUGUCGAACUCUGUAACUAUUUUGUCGCCAAAACAUGCAAAGAACGCCGUGGCAGGCGGGAAAACGAUCGUCGGGGUAACUUGAGCAACAACAUUGGUUUUCAUAGUGAUGACAAAGGGCACGGUGACAAACCAGUUGGCUACGAACAUGAUGACCAUCGACGAAAUGACAACGGCCGAUUCCGGCCUACUUUUGAUGACGAUCGGGGUCACCACGCGCACUUAUCAGCGUAUGAUGCUCGGUUCCUCAAUCAGGGGCGUAACGGUCCGUUUAACAACGAGUAUGACAGAUACAGUGGCCGGAACCAUUCAGACCCGGAAAGUGGUCACAGCCCCCGUAAAAAUGACCAUGGACGACACGGGGAUGGCGACUUCCUGCCCAGGUUUCACACGCCCUCGCCUAGAGAUGAUAUAUACCGGACACGUUAUAAUGGCCUGGAUCCAAGAGGCGGACGCUGA